GCCGACGUUUGGUCGUUUGGUUCUCGAUCCAUGGUCACCAGCAAACAGCGCCCGGCCUCCCAGGCGACAGCGUCCUACCAGUCGCUACCCACGACGGACCACAAGCCUCCACGCACGUCCUCUGCUGUCCACCCAUAUGACCAAGCCAGCUUUGUGUCGAAACUCCUGUACAACUGGGCCACGCCGCUGCUGCAGUUGGGCAACCAGCGGCAGCUCAACCCGGUAGACUUGUGGCCGCUGCAGCCAGCUAACCAAUGCCAUGUUGUGAGUGCGUCGUUCGAGCCGCACUUUCGUCGCCACCGGUCGCUCGUCCGCACCAUCUUUGCCUCGUACGGCGGUCGUUUUGUCGGCAUUGGGCUGCUGCAAAUUCUGUCCGUCGGCUGCACCUUGUACGGCCCCGUCGUUCUCAAGCACAUUUUGAGCGCUUUGGAAGACGACACGUCCUUUGAUAUGCACGCCGUGCUGCAGUACAUUGUCACGCUGUUUGCUGCGAACGUCGCCCAGGCGUUUAUCUCUGCCCAUUCGACGUUUCAGAACCAACUGGUCACGGUCAAGCUCACGUCCGCGCUGCAGCACUUGCUGUUUCACAAAUCGCUGGCGUUGGACGCCAAGUGCCGCCGCGAAAAGACCGCGGGGGAGAUCGCCAACAUGUUUUCCGCCGACAUCCAGUGGAUCCUCAAUUUUUCCAUCUUUGCCACACAGUUGUGGCUCAUUCCGGUCCAAGUCGCUGUGACAUUGUUCAUGCUGUUCGACGUGAUUGGAUGGGCGACGUUUGUGGGCGCUGGCGUGAUCAUAGUCGUGCUCGUGAUCAACAACUUUGUGGUCGUGGCCCAGCGCCGCAACUACGUGGCGCUGCGAGGGUACCAGGACACGCGCAUGAAGUCUGUCAACGAAAUGUUUGGCGCUAUGCAAAUCAUCAAGCUGAAUGCAUGGGAAGAAAAAUUUCACGACAAAAUCAAGACCGAGCGAGCUGUCGAACUCAAAACUCUCUGGCAGAUCUUUUCCCUGUCCAGUUGCAUCACGGCGCUGCUGUACGGCGCGCCGGUGGUCGUUACCAUCGCGUCGUUCUCAACGUACACGCUGGUCAUGGGCGAGACAUUGAACGCGACCAAGAUGUUUACGGCGCUCACGCUGUUCAAUUUGCUCAAGCUUCCACUCAUGACUUUGCCCAAAAUCAUUGCCAGCAUGAUGCAAGCGCUGGUGGCCCUUCGCCGCAUCAUGGAGUUUCUGAACUUGGACGAAAAGAAGACGCACACUGUGCUAACCCCUUUGUCUGCGCCCUUGGAAAUGGUGGAAGUGUACGCCAGCGGCAAUGUCGACAUUUGCGUGGACAAUUGCAGCUUUGGCUGGGACGCUGGCAAACCUCUGUUUAAGGACGUCAACUUGACCGUCAAGCGAGGGGAGCUUGUGGUUGUGCAUGGGUCGGUGGGCGAAGGCAAGUCGUCGCUGUGUGCCGCCUUGUUGGGGGAAAUGGACAAGUUUGGGGACGGCACUGUGUUUGUGGGCGGCCAAGUCGCGUACUUUUCCCAACAGGCGUGGAUUCAGAACAUGACCAUCCGUGAAAACAUCCUCUUUGGCAAGCCCUACGACCGCGUCAAGUACACCAACGUGUUGGAAGCAUGUGCGCUUUCGAAAGAUCUGGCGCUGUUUGCCGCCGGUGACCGGACCGAGAUUGGCCAGAAGGGGGUCAACUUGUCGGGGGGACAGAAGGCCCGCAUCAGCUUGGCCCGGGCGUGCUACAGCGACGCCGACAUUUUCAUCCUGGACUCGCCCUUGUCUGCUGUGGACGCGAUCGUGCAAAACGAGAUUUUCACCAAGUGUUUUCUCGGAUUGCUGCGCCACAAGACAGUCAUAUUGGUGACGCACUCGCCGGAAAUCAUCGCGUCCAAGUGUAUCGACCGGAUUGUCGAAAUCAAGAGCGGCCACCUGAUUCAAACCACAGUCGACAACACAAACAAGCCCAACCAGCCAAUGCUCACACCCCCGCGCGCCCGCCGCCGCGGCGACCACGAAGACAAAGACAACCACCACCAAUACCGGGAACAACCCAGCCAACACAAGCAGAGCAACAUCCUGCUAACCCCGUCAGUGGCAACGCCGUACCCCCAGCAGUUUGAGCACGGCACCCCCACAACGCAGCCCAAAGAAACGGGCACCGCCACGCAGAACGACCAGAACCACCCCACCGGCAAACACGACCAACAAGAACAACGCCCCCAAGCCACCAACGCAUCCAAAGCAUACGACAAAGACGUGCAAGCGAGGAAAAAGGGGAAAAUGCGGGUUGCAGGGGUGGCCAUAUGGCAAGGCCGGAAGAUGCCCGCAGACGCGAGCCACAGUCGCCGCAGCGCCACCAGAAAGGAGACCAAAACCGCCACGCCCGACGAAUACCUCCACCAAGCAGGGUACUACUUGUCCAUCUACGCUGCCUUGGCGCUUGGCAGCAUCACCAUGACGAUGGUACGAACGCUGUCCAUCUACUCGUCGGGCCUGCCCGCAUCCCGCCGGCUGUUUGAGAACAUGACCAAGGCACUCAUCCGCGCACCCAUGACAUUCUUCGACACCAACCCCAUCGGCCGCAUCCUCAACCGGUACUCGAACGACAUCAACACGGUCGACACCACCAUACCGUUCAACAUCAGCGCGUCCAUGGCGAUGACAUUCAACGCCAUCUUUGCACUCGCCACGACCAUCUGGGUGCUCAAGUCGUGCGGGCUGGCGAUGCUGCCCCUCAUCUACGUGUACAAGGUCAUCGGGGCAUACUACGUCCAACCGGCGCGGGAAAUGGAGCGCGUAAACAAAACGACCAAGUCCCCACUCCUGAAUUUGAUCUCCGAGUCGAUUGAAGGCGCGCUCGUAAUUCGAGCGUUCGGCCCCAAGCAGGUGCGCCGGUUCCAGCGCAAACACUUUCGCAACGUUGACACUAACAACGAAGCAUCGUUUGCGGCCCAAGUGAUCACGCAAUGGUUUGCCAUGCGCAUUCAGCUCCUCAGCGCAAGACUCCUCCUGGGAAUGUCCACGGCGCUGAUCCUCAUGCGAGACUACGUGAGUCCAGGGCUCAUUGGGCUCGUGCUCAACUACUCCUUUACGAUACUGCCCACGUUCCAACAGAUGGUGGCCAACUGGGCCCAGCUCGAAACGGCCAUGGUCGGCCCCGAACGCCUCGCGGAAUACGCCAACAUUGAGCCCGAAGCCCCCCGUGUGAUUUCUGGCGCUGUAGCCAAGGACUGGCCCACGACCGGCGACGUUGCCUUUACCAACAUGAGUUUCCGAUACAAAGAGAACGAUCCAAUGGUGCUCAAGGACGUGAAUGUGCACAUUCAAUCUGGUGAAAAGGUCGGCAUUGUGGGGCGGACGGGGGCUGGCAAGAGCAGCCUGACCAUGGCGCUGUUCCGCAUCAACGAACUGGCGGGGGGCAGCAUCAAGAUCGACGGCGUCGACAUCUCCCAUGUUGGCGUCAAGACAUUACGGAGCAGCAUUGCAAUCAUCCCCCAGGCCCCCGUGCUGUUUAAAGGCACAUUGCGCAACUACUUGGACCCGUUCGGCGAGUUUGCGGACGCCGACUUGUGGGGUUGUCUGCACAAGGUGCGACUGGCCGACCGCAUCAGCGCCGUGGACGGCAAGUUGGACAGCCCCGUGGAAGAGAACGGAGAGAACUUUAGCGUGGGCGAGCGGCAGAUGUUGUGCAUGGCGCGGGCGCUACUCCGCCAAGCGCGCAUCGUCGUGAUGGACGAAGCCACGGCGGCCAUCGACCACGAGACGGACCAGAACCUUCAGCGCGUGAUCCGCACCGAGUUUGCGACGUCGACUGUGCUCACAAUCGCCCAUCGUCUGGACACGGUGCUGGACGCCGACCGCAUUCUUGUAUUUGACCAAGGCCGGCUGGCCCAAUGCGACACCCCCGCGGCGCUGAUCGGCGCAGGCGCCGGCAUCUUCUAUGAAUUGUGCAAAGAAGGGGGUUAUUUGGACAAGGUCCUUAGUUAGGAUUAAAAAAGUUGUAUACUAGUACGUUGAAUGGAUUAGUGGAGGCCGAUGUUUGAAGCCGCUAGUGUCGAACGCGUUGAUUGAUGACUCGUCCUUGGGUAUCAACUUUUGUAUGUUAGGUGACAAUUUGAAGUACA
Messenger RNA from Aphanomyces astaci, 4121 nucleotides. RefSeq lists its product as hypothetical. Bases 31 to 3984 code for a protein of 1317 amino acids. Lineage: Eukaryota; Oomycota; Saprolegniomycetes; Saprolegniales; Verrucalvaceae. Gene Ontology annotation, biological process: transmembrane transport. Gene Ontology annotation, cellular component: membrane. Gene Ontology annotation, molecular function: ABC-type transporter activity; ATP binding; ATP hydrolysis activity. The record is from RefSeq and is a predicted model, not a curated record. The transcript has a single exon.